AUGAUCCCAGCCUCGCCGCCCAACGGUAAAGCCUCCAAUGGCUUUUUAUCGCCCAAGCUUCCAGAUGGCGCGCGCGAUAUAUCACGAUCACCAUCACCGCUUGGUCUCAUUCCUUUACACUCCCGCUAUCGCAACUUCAUUCACCGCCAUGAAAUCCCCCGCAAACUUCUCCACGUGUCAAUCGGCUUCCUGACCCUGGGUCUGUAUAGCCGCGGGGUUCAGACACUGCAGAUUACCCCCGUGUUAUUUUCUGCUCUUGUCCCGAUCGCAGUGACUGAUAUUGUCCGUCAUCGCUCGGAGAAGGUUAACAAACUUUACAUCCGCUGCAUGGGCGCUCUUAUGCGUGAGACCGAGGUCUCUGGUUACAAUGGCGUGAUUUGGUAUCUCCUCGGAGCAUACGCCGUCCUGCGUUUCUUUCCCAAGGACGUUGGUGUCAUGGGCGUGCUUCUUCUCAGCUGGUGUGACACUGCCGCAUCUACAUUUGGACGCCUUUACGGUCGCUACACUCCUCGCCUUCGACCUGGAAAGAGCUUGGCUGGAACUCUGGCUGCCUGGGCUGUUGGCGUUGCCACUGCUGCCUCAUUCUGGGGCUGGUUCGUUCCCUACAUGGGAGCUUUCCCCAACGACCCGCAAGACGCAUUUAUGUUCACAGGCCGUCUGAAUUUGCUUCCCGACUGUGUUCGAGGUCUCAUUGGCAUGGAGCCCUCAUCCGCUGGUGUCAUCACUGGCCCACUGGCCCUUGGCGCGAUGAGCGUCGUGUCUGGUGUUGUGGCUGCUGGCAGCGAGUUCAUUGAUCUGUGGGGCUGGGACGACAACCUGACCAUCCCAGUUCUGAGUGGGCUGGGACUUUGGGGAUUCCUCAAAGUAUUUGGCUAA
Penicillium waksmanii is the source of this 876-nucleotide messenger RNA. Its product is annotated as diacylglycerol/polyprenol kinase family protein. Gene Ontology annotation, molecular function: ATP-dependent diacylglycerol kinase activity. Bases 1 to 876 code for a protein of 291 amino acids. Gene Ontology annotation, biological process: phosphatidic acid biosynthetic process. Gene Ontology annotation, cellular component: endoplasmic reticulum membrane. The record is from RefSeq and is a predicted model, not a curated record. Lineage: Eukaryota; Fungi; Ascomycota; Eurotiomycetes; Eurotiales; Aspergillaceae. The transcript has a single exon.